GGAGGCUGUGUCUAGUGCAGAAGGAAGUCAACAAAAGAAUACCCAAACCAUCAAAACACAAGGUUGCAGGCUGCUCGCGCGCUUGGUGACCUGGACACCCUGUUCCAACACACCACUGACUGCACAGACGCCUUCUCCUGACUCAUGGCGCCAUCUAAUGGAGGCAGGAGGGCACCCUCGUGUGGUGACAUGAGGCUGGUGCUGCUGGGAGCGCCGGGAUCAGGCAAGACUACGACGGCCAACGCCAUCCUGGGCACAGACGCCUUCCUGGAACACAUCACCAAGGAGAGCUCCAUGGAAACAAGGAACGUCGGGGGCAGGAAGGUGUCUUUGAUCGACACUCCGACGUCACUGAUGGUGGACAGGGGUGACCCAGGAACUAGCAGAGAGGAACUGGACAGAUGCCUAGCCUUGUGUGUACCAGGUCCUCACGCCUUCCUCCUGGUGGUUCCCCUGCUUCAUGGAAAGCCAGAGACGGAGUCCAAUCCGGAGUCGGGGCGUCUCUCCACCAUCUCCACCGGAAUUGACUGGAUCCUUCGGAACCUGGGCCAGUCGGGUCUCCAGGCAACCGUGCUGCUGUUUACGGGCAGGGAGAAGCUGACGCGGCGGAGCUGGGAGCACUUCCUGUCUCGGCAGGAAGUAAAGGGUCUGAUUGGACGGUGCGGCGGAGGGUACAGUGCGCUUAAUAGCAAGGCUGAGGUGCAGUGCGUCCAGAUCGCGGAGCUGCUGGACAAAGUGGAGGACCUGGUAGAGGAGAGUGGAGGACAGAUCUGUCGCUCUGACAAGUUCUUGCAGCAGGGUAGCAACACGGAGGUUAGAAUGGGAGCACAGGACAAGGGUGGAGGGAGACAGAACAACAACAUGACAAGCAUGGAUGUUAGGGCGUUGGGACAGCAUGACAAAGAUGGUAGCAUGGAUAUUAGAGCGUUCCCUGUUGGGGAGGAGGUGACGCCAGCAGAGUCAGAGGCGGCGAGAAAGGAAGGCGUGGACAAAUGGGGGGACAUGAGGAGAGAGAUGGAGAUGCGGAAACAGCAGAGGGAGGAGGAGAAGAAGAGGAGGCAGGAGGAGGAGGAAGAGAGGAGGAAACGGGAGGAGGAGGAGAGGAGGCGUAAGGAGCUGAUGGAGCUCAGGCACAGGCAAGAAAGACAGGAGCGGGAGGAGAGGCAAAGAGUGGAGAGGGAGAGGAGGCGUCUGGAGGAGGAGAAGAAAAGACAGGAGGAGGAGAGGAGCAGGCUGGCUGAUGAGGAGAGGAGGCAGCAGGAGGUGCGGCAGAAGCUGGAGGAGCAACACAAACAGCAGGAGGAGGUGACCAGGAGACUACAGGAGGAGCAGAGAAGACAGGAGGAGGAAUUCAAGAGGCUGCUGGAGGAGAGGAAGCGGAGGGAGGUGGAGGAGCUGAGAGAGGAGAACAGGCAGCUGAGGAGGCAGGUGGAGAUGGGGAAAGGCAUGGAGGUGGAGAGGGGGAGGGGGAAAGGAGGGCAGGCGGAAGGAGGUGGCUGGAAUAUGGAAAAGAUGGCUGGAAUAGCAGGAGCGUUUUUGGGUCCUUUCAUCUUCCGACGCUGAGAUUGUGGGUGGAAUAUGGAGAGGAUGGCUGGACUGGCUAGCUCCUUUCUUCAGACGCUGAGAUUGUAGACCAGCACAAUGUUCAGAGAAUCAGUGUUUUAUUUUAUUCUAUGCUCUAAGACACUUUGAGUAAAAACAUGUUCAGGGGAACAUGGGAGGUGUGUGAGUUAUGGAGAGGAUGGCUGGAAUAGCAGGGUUAGCUGCAUUCUGAUUCAACACUAACUGGAGGAGUGCCAGAAACCAUGGAAGGAUGUGCAUAAGGGGAGGUGCAUGGGAGGGGAGGAGGGUAGUGGUUAGAGGGGAGGUGAAUGGAGGUGGA
This is a messenger RNA of Engraulis encrasicolus (European anchovy), 1882 nucleotides long. RefSeq lists its product as uncharacterized. Bases 145 to 1563 code for a protein of 472 amino acids. The record is from RefSeq and is a predicted model, not a curated record. Gene Ontology annotation, molecular function: GTP binding. Lineage: Eukaryota; Metazoa; Chordata; Actinopteri; Clupeiformes; Engraulidae. The transcript has 5 exons.